UGGCAUGCGACUUCGUGCCAAAGCUCCAACAUAAAGCAGCAACGUCUAUCUGCGCAGAGCCCCCCCACAUAGAACAUUUCUCUCUGUGUCUCUCUCUCGCAGAGGAUUCUGUUUGAUAGAUCUGCGUAUUGUAAAGAUCCAAAAAUAUUCAAGAUGGUAGGUGGUGUCAUGGACAACCAAAAGGAGAAAGCUGCUUGGAUGUCUGUACCACAAUUUGGCGAUUGGGAUGUAAGGUGCGGCGUGCCCGACUACUCCAUGGAUUUCUCAAAGAUAAGAGAGUCCAGAAAGCAGAUUAAGAAAGACUUGUGGAGAUCCAGUGUUGGCAACGAAGAAGAGCUCAUUAUUUCCCAUCCCCGUCCCCAUGAUCAUGAUUAUCAUCAUCUACAACAGCACAAAGAGCAGCAACAUGAGCAAGUUAUCCGCUUCCAGACUAGGAGGGAGAAGAUCUUGAGCUACUUCAGCAGUUGCAUAAAAGCAUUUCCAUCUUGCAAAUGCGGAAGAGUUCUCUAAAUGUGUAUAUGCUUAUGGAUAUGUUUUUCUGAUGUCAAAAAAACUGGUAUCAUCUUUUACAUAAUAGAGAAGGAUUGCUGCUUUAUGUUUUCUUUUGUUUGUGCAACCAUUACCCUUUCGGGAAGUAGAUAGCACUACUCAAAUCAUGCAUAAAAAAA
This is a messenger RNA of Nymphaea colorata (pocket water lily), 668 nucleotides long. RefSeq lists its product as uncharacterized. Bases 154 to 510 code for a protein of 118 amino acids. The transcript has 3 exons. Lineage: Eukaryota; Viridiplantae; Streptophyta; Magnoliopsida; Nymphaeales; Nymphaeaceae. The record is from RefSeq and is a predicted model, not a curated record.